AUGGUUUAUAUUAUGGAAAUCUUCACCGACGGCGGUUGCAGAGGCAAUGGAAGAUCUUGGGCGAUAGGUGCCGCUGCCGCCGUUUUCAAGAGCAAAUAUGGAAAAACCAGGGGUCACUACAGAUGCCUACCCGACUAUCCCACACCAACAAACCAGCGAGCCGAAAUCACAGCCAUCAUCCUGGCACUGGAGCUAGCCUUGGAAAAGUAUGAUGCCCUGGACACGAACCCGUAUCUCAAACUCAAGAUCUAUUCGGAUUCUAGAUAUGCGAUUGGCUGUAUGACGGAAUGGAUUUACAAGUGGUGCGAAAACGGAUGGAUCAAUGCUGCAGGCUACGAGGUCGCCAACCGAGAUCUGAUCGAAGAGGCCUCCGACCUUGAUGACAGGUUGAAAGAGUUGGGGACCGUGAGCUACAUCUGGAUUCCAAGGUAUGAGAAUGAAGACGCUGACGAUCUAUGCAAUCGAGCCAUGGACAACCAAUGA
Metarhizium album ARSEF 1941 is the source of this 483-nucleotide messenger RNA. RefSeq names its product ribonuclease H1. Lineage: Eukaryota; Fungi; Ascomycota; Sordariomycetes; Hypocreales; Clavicipitaceae. Gene Ontology annotation, molecular function: RNA-DNA hybrid ribonuclease activity; nucleic acid binding. Gene Ontology annotation, biological process: DNA replication, removal of RNA primer. The record is from RefSeq and is a predicted model, not a curated record. The transcript has a single exon. The coding region runs from base 1 to 483 and encodes 160 amino acids.